Molecule: messenger RNA, 2814 nt
Organism: Drosophila elegans
Lineage: Eukaryota; Metazoa; Arthropoda; Insecta; Diptera; Drosophilidae
Gene: path
Product: proton-coupled amino acid transporter-like protein pathetic
Exons: 7
Coding region: 251-1675 (474 amino acids)
Biological process (GO): amino acid transmembrane transport
Cellular component (GO): vacuolar membrane
Molecular function (GO): amino acid transmembrane transporter activity
Source: RefSeq, a predicted model, not a curated record
UUCACAGUUGCUCUUUGGUCUUCGCGCAAUCCACCCGGUUUUCGUGGGAGGUACCUCCGAUUUUUGGUAGCCAGCAGCGCUACGGUUGAAGUGUUGGCAUUAUUGAAACGAUUUUUCGGCCAAAAACACCUAUUCAAGGCGACCGAUCGGGAGAAGUGUUUGAUUUACGCGGCAUUUCGUGUACCGUCAGCACUCUAGAAAAGGAAGAAUAAAAUUUUUUAACUAAGGAAAAGAAACAGCGGCUUUCAAAAUGGUUAAUAUUGUGGACAGCGGCUCAAAGAAUGCGCCCCAGGAAAUGGAGCAAUUCCUGCCCGGCGAAGGAAAAGUCAUGUACAAAAUCCAACCCCGCAAGUCGGAUACCGAGCAGGCCUUGGCUGGAAAUGACUUCGAUCCGUUUGCCCUGCGAGACAAUGAGCAUCCCACAACUGAUGGUGAGACUCUCACGCAUUUGCUUAAGGCCUCUUUGGGCACUGGCAUCCUGGGAAUGCCGGUCGCUUUCAUGUACUCCGGUAUCGUUAUGGGAAUUUUCGCCACCAUUUUCACCGCCUUCAUUUGCACGCACUGCAGUUACAUUCUGGUUAAAUGCGGUCACAAGUUGUACUACAGGACACGUCGCACCAAGAUGACCUUUGCCGAGAUCGCCGAGUCAGCCUUCCAAAAGGGACCCAAAUGGUGCCGUGGAUUCGCCCCGGUGGCCAAGUUCUCGAUUCUGUUUGGACUGUUCCUCACCUACUUUGGUACCUGCUCGGUGUACACGGUGAUCGUGGCCUCAAACUUUGAGCAGUUGAUCAACCAUUGGACGGGAACGGUGAUUAGUCUGCGCCUGCUCAUUUGCGCACUGCUGGUGCCCCUGAUCCUGAUCGCCUGGGUGCCGAAUCUCAAGUACCUGGCACCCGUCUCAAUGGUGGCCAAUGUUUUCAUGGGCCUGGGACUGGGCAUUACGUUCUGGUACCUGGUGCAGGACUUGCCAUCGGUGGAAUCGCGCGAGUUCGUGACUUGGGGCACACUGCCGCAGUUCUUCUCGAUCACCAUUUUCGCAAUGGAAGCCAUUGGUGUGGUCAUGCCGCUGGAGAACAACAUGAAGACGCCGCAGAGCUUCCUCGGUAUCUGCGGAGUGCUCAGCCAGGGCAUGUCCGGCGUGACCCUCAUCUACAUGCUGCUGGGAUUCCUCGGCUAUCUGCACUACGGCAAUGACACCAAGCAGAGCAUCACCCUGAAUCUGCCCAUCGAGGAGUGGCCCGCCCAGGCGGUGAAGGUGCUCAUCUCCCUGGCCGUCUACUGCACAUUCGGACUGCAGUUCUUUGUGUGCCUGGAGAUCGUGUGGGACGGCAUCAAGGAGAAGUGCACAAAGCGUCCGCUUGUGGUCAACUAUGUGCUGCGCACGGUGAUGGUGACUGCCGCCGUUGUCUUGGCCGUGGCUGUUCCCACAAUUGGCCCAUUCAUGGGCCUCAUUGGUGCCUUCUGCUUCUCCAUCCUGGGAUUGAUCUUCCCGGUGGUCAUUGAGCUAAUUGUCCAUUGGGAGACUGGUUUCGGUAAAUACAACUGGAUCCUGUGGAAGAACAUCGUCAUCAUCUUGUGCGGCAUUGGAGCCUUGAUCUUUGGUUCCCUGGCAGCCAUCAAGGACAUUCUGGCCACCUACAGUCCACCAGAAACAUCGAUAACCCUGAAAAAUUAAAGAGAGGAUGCCUACAUCUACGUUAUAGAUAUAGGAACCCACAGCUGAGAAAUCAUCUAACUAUUGUUAGAUGUAAAACUGCGCCCACAUCUUGUACAUUUUGUCUGUUGCUUAGUGUGCCUGUUUGAGAACCGAAAAGGGAUUAACUAAGCGAGUGCCUACCACUAUAUUUAGCACACUCUUGAGCACCACUAUGCCGUUUUAGCACGUUUUAGUACACUUGCAAUUAUAUCGAGUAGAGAGAAAGCUAGUUGAUGGCCGUUUAGAACACUUUUAGAACAGACCUAAAUGAUUCAGGCGGCAUUCAAACUGGAACUGUACUAAGUGCACUUCAUUCGUUUCCUAUUGAUGUUUGUACGAUUUAGUACAGAGCUAUAAAAGACUUAUGUAGCACCCAGAAAAAACUAGCUGCACUCACCACCUCGUCCCACCCCCACCCUUUCUCUCUGUUCUAAAAGAGUAUUACUAAAAGCAAAUAACCAAAACUGAAGUCAUCUUUUCAUGCCUCUUUCCCCUCACUUUUAUUUUGUUCCGUAGCAAAUGAUUUGCCCACAAUUAUUUAACUUUUUAGCAUGUUUAGUUCGUAAGCGUAAGAUGGAUUGUAAAGAAGAUUUUGCAAUCGAAUCAGUUCCAAAUACGAUGAGCUAAGAUUACUCAAAGAAUACCAUUUUUAUACGAAAUCUAGCCGAGUAAUAAGUUACAUUGAAUUGCCCCGAUAUUCAUUAUACAUAUGUAAACAUGUUUUUUGUUGCAUACAUAUAUUUUUGUAUUUUAAUUAUAGCUAUUAAAAAAGAAAUACUUAGCAAAACUAUAAAGUAAAAAAUAAUAGAAAGAAACACAAGAUGAAACAUUUUAUUUUGCAUUUAUAAUUCUGUGCAGACAACGAAGCAGAUUUAUGUGUAAAAUGAAGAAAAGGUUAACCGCCGACUUAUCUGUCAGCUGUAUAUAUGUAUAUUGAUAUGAACGCAACGAGUUCUAAGUAUAUCUGCCCAGAAAAGUAUUUAGAGUUGUCCAUAAUACAUAUUCAGAUGAACAAAGAUUGAUAUGAAAUGUUUACUUUUUUGAAAAAUGUUUAAAUUGUAAACAAAACAAAGAUAUAAAUAUACACGAAAAAUAAAAUAUGAGAAUGUCAACCGAAA